ACAUCGUUGGCUGUGCAGCCAAAAUGCCAAACUGCUAAUUUCAAUGGAGGCACGAUCGCCGCCUCCCGAAAGCGUCUCCUGCCACCUCAAGCAGCUCCACGCCCACCUCCUCCGCCGCGGCCACCCCUUCCCGUCGGCUGAGGACCCCGAACCCGACCGGGCAUACCUCUCCGUUAUCCGCGCCGCUGCUGCCGCGGCUCCAGCCCUCGCGCUCGCCGCCUCCGCCUGUCUCCACCGCGCCGGCCUGCCCGCGCCGGGAUCCCGCGCGCUCCCUGCCCUUCUCCGCGCCGCCGCCCGCGCCCGCUGGACCGACACCGUGCGGGGCACGCAUGGCAUCGCCGUACGGGUCGGGGCAGAUGAGGAUGGAUUCGUCGGGACGGCACUAGUCGGUGCGUACGCAGCGUGUCAGCGCGUGGCCGAGGCGCGCAGAGUGUUCGACGGAAUGCCCGAGAGGGAUCUCGUCGCUUGGGGCGUAAUGCUUGACAGUUAUUUCAAUACUCAGAACUACAGAGAAACCUUGCUUCUACUCAAUAAGAUGAAGAGAUCAAGAGUUGUGCCUGACCAAGUGAUCCUUGCUACUGUUCUGUCAACUUGUGGCCAUACAAGACAUUUAAGGUCUGGAAAAACAAUCCACUCAUACAUACAGGUCUCAGACAUUUUUGUCGAUGCUCGCCUCAGUAGUGCUCUCAUAAACAUGUAUGCUAGUUGUAUGGACAUGGAGAUGGCCGACAAGAUAUACAGUGGGAUGCAAAGAAAGGAUUUGGUAUCAUCAACUGCCAUGGUCUGUGGAUAUGCCAAGAAUGGGAAAAUUGAGAUUGCUCGCUCCAUAUUUAAUCAUAUGGCAGAGAAGGAUGUGGUGUCUUGGAGUGCUAUGAUAUCAGCAUAUGCAGAAAAUAACCAGCCAAGUGAAGUAUUGAAUUUGUUCAACAAAAUGCAAGGGUGUGGUGUCAGUCCUGAUGAGAUUACCAUGUUGAGCGUCAUAUCUGCAUGUGCUAAUAUCGGUUCCCUUGACAAAGCCAGAUGGAUUCACUCGAUUGUUGGGAAUCAUGGGUUUUAUAAGAUACUUUCCAUUUGCAAUGCUCUUAUUGAUAUGUUCUCAAAAUGUGGGAGUUUAACUCUUGCCUUGAACAUGUUCAAUGCAAUGCCUCGAAAAAAUGUUAUCACUUGGACAAGUAUGAUUGCUGCAUUUGCUAUGCAUGGUGAUGGACCAUCCGCCUUAACCCUAUUUGGGCAGAUGAAAGGUGAAGGGGUUGAACCCAAUGGAGUGACGUUUCUUGUUCUGUUAUAUGCUUGUUGUCAUGCUGGUUUAGUUUAUGAAGGCCGUUCCUUAUUUGAGUGUAUGCUUCAGGAAUACAGGAUUGAACCCAAGCACGAGCAUUAUGGUUGUAUGGUGGAUCUUAUGGGAAGGGCUAAGCUUAUGCAGGAAGCAGUUGACCUCAUAGAGUCAAUGCACAUAAGACCUAAUGUGGCUAUUUGGGGAUCUCUGUUAGCAGCCUGCUGGAUGCAUGGUGAUAUUGAGCUCGGUGAGUUUGCUGCAAAGAAAAUUUUGGAGUUGGAUCCCAAUCAUGAUGGAGCAUACGUGCUCUUAUCAAACAUACAUGCAAAAUCUGGUAACUGGAACAAUGCUCAAAAGUUGAGGGUGAUGAUGAAAGUCCAUGGGGUUUCGAAAGAAACAGGUUACACAGUUGGUUGGAGCUGAAUUGCACUGUCCACGGAUUUCAGCUGGAGGUAAGAAACAUCAAGAAAAUGGUAGUACCCUUCUGUAGCUUGGUGAUAUUGUUGCAAAUUGAAGACUCAUGACUGUGCUAUUCUGGUGCUAAGUGAGAAGCUCCCCUCUUUAUUUUAGCGUGAUCAUUACUGAAAGGGGUUCUUCAUAAUGCACAUAUAUUUUCGAAGACUUGCAGGAAUUGGUUAUUCAACCAAUCUGAACUGGCAACAAGCUAAUUUUCAUUGGUCAUAAAAGGCUGGCAAUCAUCCCUUUUUGGUUAAGGGAAGACAAAGGUAUUUCGCAGGGGAGCAGUAGGUCGUCAACAUCCCACGCUCCCACCAUGAUAAUGUAUUCUACCAGCACUUAUUCUGGAAUUCAUGAACUGUGGAUGACCGGGCGUCGUAUACGGGCUGAACGAAGAGUGAUAUAUAUACAGAUCCCAGGAGAAAACAGAACGAAGUUGCACAGGUCUCUUACACAAAAUAAAGCUAAGGGAGCCAAACUUCAGGGGAAGGGUCCGCUCAAUCUUCAAGACAGACGUCGAAGCUUAUUCAUAGCCCAUAGAGAAUGUGUUGAAGUCCGUUAAGCUCGAGCUUAUCGUUGUUUGUCUAGCCCCGCUUAGACUUGAGAGAUCACAGUGUUCCUUCGUGUUUCGGCAUAGAUAAAUCUUAUGGAUUUUGCUAUAGAUAGUGUACGAUGUACCUUAAACAGAGUUACUGUGAUGUUGAAUAUUGUAUAGAUGCAUGCAAAGACCGAGAUGGGUAGAAUAUUACUGAAGAAUACCAAAAAAAAAAAUACUUGACCAAGA
Brachypodium distachyon (stiff brome) is the source of this 2516-nucleotide messenger RNA. RefSeq names its product pentatricopeptide repeat-containing protein At4g14820. Lineage: Eukaryota; Viridiplantae; Streptophyta; Magnoliopsida; Poales; Poaceae. The record is from RefSeq and is a predicted model, not a curated record. The transcript is spliced from 4 exons. Gene Ontology annotation, biological process: RNA modification. Gene Ontology annotation, molecular function: RNA binding; protein binding. Bases 44 to 1699 code for a protein of 551 amino acids.